CCAGAAUCAAAGGCAAUAGACAACAAAGCCAGAGAAGGUAAGGAAAACAACGCUGCUUAACCUGAGAAGAAAUCUAACAAGCUAGCUGAUGAAGAAGUACAAAAGACUAUCAUUUUUACAAUAUGAAGAUAAACAAUUGUGCUAUUUUGAGUUUCCUCCCCUCCCAAGAUCGCUAAAUAGCGUUUCUUCCUUAAAUAAAUUAAAAUUAGUGUUUCCUCCCAUCGUUAGUUUUUCCAUCCAUAACUCGGUUAGGUGAGUCAGCAACUGUGCACAUGUGGCAAAUUUAAUAUUUUUUAUUUAAAAUCUACCCAAAAUACCCUCUUAGAUUUGUGCGAAAUAGGUGUGUCAACCCUAUUUCAGAAUAUAACUAGAGUACCGUUCACUUAGGCCUUCUCUCGAACAAGUGAUAUGCAGUUCAGAGUUGGUGAUGGAGAGAGUUUUUUCUUGAGUUCUUCUACUUCUUUAUUAAAUGUCCUUCCCUACAAAAUCAAAUUCAUACACAACCCAUUGAUGUCUAACAAACUAGGAAUCUUACGCAUUCUUCAAUUUCACCCUUAAUCAACAAUCAAACACCAAAUUGUGAAGGAUAAUAAUAAUCUGCUUUUGGGUUUGUAAUCUAACAAUCUGAUGCUAAUAACGCUAGCAAGCUACACCGAUGAUCAUUGUUAUGGUUGCCGGUGAUAACAUCGAAUUGCUUCAAUUUAUUCAAUGGUUUCUCUUAUGCCAUAGCUUUUGGUUUUGCUUCCCAUGUUUGAAAUUCGUCGGUACCAGAAGCAGAUCGAAGAAAAUCCUGGUUCUCCCAUGGAUGAGAGCUCAUAUAAAUGUUAAUCACAUUCUACUAGAACAUCUUGAUCCCAGUCGUCUUGGUAUCCCACUAUUUGUUGGAAAUGGUUUAUGCCCAAGUUGUAACAGAUCGAUGGACACUUUUGGGGAUCACGCGUUUCAUUGGGCUAAGGAUAUAUGCACUAAGUUUCGAUAUGAUCUUGUUCGUGAUGUAAUCGCUGACAUUUGUUACAAAGCUGGUGUGCCUGCGCGUAAGGAAGUUUCUCUCGGUUUUUCGACGGAUGAUGACAAAGAUUUGAAACCUGCUGAUAUUCUUGUGCUCAACUGGGAAAAUCGACAAGAUGUUUGUAUGGAUGUCACAGGUGUUUCGCCCUUCACUGGUGAAGGAAUUCACUCUUUCGUCCUGGGAAAAGCUAUAUCUAGUGCGGUUUCACGUAAACACACUAAAUACUUGGACAAGUGUGUUUCGCAUGACCAUGGUUUGGGAGUCCUAGCUUUCUCUACCUUAGGAGAACUUGGUGAAUAUACUUUGUGUUUUUUCAAGCGUAUGAAGAAUUGUUUAGUUAGUAAUGACACUAGUAGUAGUUUUGGUAGUUUUAUUUUUCAUAGACUAGGUAUCGCUAUUCAAAAAAGUAUUGGAACCCAACUUUUUGCUAGGUUGCUAACCAAAAACUUUGUUUAAGUCGGGACGAAAUAUUAGGAAAGUAAGUAAGUAUUUUCAUAAAAGGAAGAAAAAAAUCCUUAUUUAAAAAUAUCACAAUUUUAGAAUAUUAAACAACAUUUUUUUGCAACUCAUAUCUAGCCAAGAUUGAACUUAGCGAAUGAAUAAAAAAAUCAAACUUGCAUGGAUUUCCUGUUUCACAUUUUAGACUAAGAGUAUUCUCAAUUUUUCAAUGUUUGCUAGGGGUAUCGGUAACAUUGACUUAUAUUAAGAAGCUUUAUAUUGCAUGUUUAAAUAAAUGACCAAACACUAAAAAUUUUCCUAUGUUUUUCAGUACUGGUUGACUUCCAAUCAAGUAUUAAUUAGAGACUAUAGAAAUUGUUCUCCAGUUUCAAUGGGCCAAAAUUUUGAUAGUGAGCUUACAUAAAUGUUUGUGGUCAUACUCACGACCCCCAACUCCAGAUUUUGAGGAAUCCUAAUUUCGCAUAAAUGCUUCAACAUAUAUCAUACAUCGGUUUCAUUGCUUUCUACAAUGUAAUAUAUCCUGUAUCUUGUUGUAGGGGCCAAUAUAGUAAUUAGGGUUCUAUUCCUAUUAUAUAUAAAGGCUUAUCUAUGUAACACACAAAGCUGAUGAAUGAAAUAUCUAUCUUUAUGUGCC
This is a messenger RNA of Papaver somniferum (opium poppy), 2102 nucleotides long. RefSeq lists its product as uncharacterized. The transcript has 2 exons. Lineage: Eukaryota; Viridiplantae; Streptophyta; Magnoliopsida; Ranunculales; Papaveraceae. The record is from RefSeq and is a predicted model, not a curated record. The coding region runs from base 656 to 1465 and encodes 269 amino acids.